UGAAUGGAGAGAGCGAGCGCCGGCCGGCUCACCCGGCCGCCCCGUGCCCCAGCCGCCGCCGCCGCGCUCCCGAGCUCAGCCCUAAGUCGGACCUCCUUAGGCGCCGUGCCCACUGCGCUCGCCCCCAGGUCCCCGACCCGGCUGACGCCUCGGGUCGCGGGCCAGCGGGCCCAGGAGGCGCUCGGUACCUGGGCACUCCGAGCGAUGCACAGCGGGGCACAAGCAGCCCCGCGGAUGGAGCUGCUGCUUCUGCCGCUGCUGCCGCCGCCGCCGUCCGGCGCACCCCGCUCCGCCCGCGCCCCGUGCGCCUGAGCGCCGAGCUCGCUCCUCCUCCGCGCCAACUCCGCCGCCCGCUCCCCAGGCCGCUUGGGCUCCGCGCGCGCUUCCCCGGGCUCCGCGCGUCUUGCCCCGCCGAGGCAGCCUCCUCUGGGCGCGGGCCCCUGCACACCAUGGCCCCCGGGCGGACCGGGGCCGGCGCCGCCGUGCGCGCCCGCCUGGCGCUGGCCUUGGCGCUGGCGAGCGUCUUGAGCGGGCCCCCAGCCGCCGCCUGCCCCACCAAGUGUACCUGUUCCGCCGCCAGCGUGGACUGCCACGGACUGGGCCUCCGGGCUGUUCCCCGGGGCAUACCCCGCAACGCCGAGCGCCUUGACCUGGACAGAAAUAAUAUUACCAGGAUCACCAAGAUGGACUUUGCUGGACUCAAGAAUCUCCGAGUCUUGCAUCUGGAAGACAACCAGGUCAGCAUCAUCGAGAGAGGCGCCUUCCAGGAUCUGAAGCAGCUGGAGCGAUUGCGCCUGAACAAGAAUAAGCUCCAGGUCCUCCCAGAACUGCUUUUCCAGAGUACACCGAAGCUCACCAGACUAGAUCUGAGCGAAAACCAGAUCCUGGGGAUCCCGAGGAAGGCGUUCCGUGGCAUCGCCAACGUGAAGAACUUGCAACUGGACAACAACCACAUCAGCUGCAUUGAAGAUGGAGCCUUCCGAGCGCUGCGCGAUUUGGAGAUCCUCACCCUCAACAACAACAACAUUAGCCGUAUCCUGGUCACGAGCUUCAACCACAUGCCGAAGAUUCGAACUCUGCGCCUGCACUCCAACCACCUGCACUGUGACUGCCACCUGGCCUGGCUGUCGGACUGGCUACGACAGCGGCGGACUAUUGGCCAGUUCACACUCUGCAUGGCUCCUGUGCACCUGAGGGGCUUCAACGUGGCAGAUGUGCAGAAGAAGGAGUACGUGUGCCCAGGCCCCCACUCCGAACCUCCAUCCUGCAAUGCCAACUCCCUCUCCUGCCCCUCGGCCUGCACUUGCAGCAAUAACAUCGUGGACUGUCGAGGGAAGGGCUUGACUGAGAUCCCCGCCAACCUUCCAGAGGGCAUCGUCGAAAUACGCCUGGAACAGAACUCCAUCAAAUCCAUCCCUGCUGGAGCCUUCACCCAGUACAAGAAACUGAAGCGAAUAGACAUCAGCAAGAAUCAGAUAUCGGACAUUGCUCCAGAUGCCUUCCAGGGUCUGAAAUCACUCACAUCACUGGUGCUCUAUGGGAACAAGAUCACCGAGCUUGCCAAGGGACUCUUUGAUGGGCUGGUGUCCCUACAGCUGCUCCUCCUCAAUGCCAACAAGAUCAACUGCCUGCGAGUGAACACGUUUCAGGACCUGCAGAACCUCAACCUGCUCUCCCUGUAUGACAACAAGCUGCAGACCAUCAGCAAGGGACUCUUUGCCCCUCUGCAGGCCAUCCAGACCCUCCACUUAGCGCAAAACCCAUUUGUGUGUGACUGCCACUUGAAGUGGCUGGCUGACUACCUGCAGGACAACCCCAUCGAGACGAGCGGGGCCCGUUGUGGCAGCCCACGCCGGCUGGCCAACAAGCGCAUCGGCCAGAUCAAGAGCAAGAAGUUCCGCUGCUCAGGCUCAGAGGAUUACCGCAGCAGGUUCAGCAGUGAGUGCUUCAUGGACCUUGUAUGCCCCGAGAAGUGUCGCUGCGAGGGUACCAUCGUGGACUGCUCCAACCAGAAGCUGGCCCGCAUCCCAAGCCACCUCCCCGAAUACGUCACUGAUCUGCGACUGAACGACAAUGAGCUAUCUGUUCUCGAGGCCACUGGUAUCUUCAAGAAGUUGCCCAACCUGCGGAAAAUAAACCUGAGUAACAACAAGAUCAAGGAGGUGAGAGAGGGUGCCUUCGAUGGAGCGGCCGGUGUGCAGGAGCUGAUGCUGACCGGGAACCAGCUGGAAACACUGCAUGGACGCAUGUUCCGGGGACUCAGCAGCCUCAAGACCCUGAUGCUGAGGAGUAACCUGAUCAACUGCGUGAGCAAUGACACGUUUGCUGGCCUGAGUUCAGUGAGGCUGCUGUCCCUCUAUGACAAUCGGAUCACCACCAUCACCCCUGGAGCCUUCACCACACUUGUCUCCCUAUCUACCAUAAACCUCCUGUCCAACCCCUUCAACUGCAACUGCCACCUGGCCUGGCUCGGCAAGUGGUUGAGGAAGAGGCGGAUCGUGAGCGGGAACCCCCGGUGCCAGAAGCCAUUCUUCCUCAAGGAGAUCCCCAUCCAGGAUGUGGCCAGCCAGGACUUUACCUGUGAAGGCAAUGACGAGAGUAGCUGCCAGGUGGGCCCCCACUGCCCAGAGCAGUGCACCUGCGUGGAGACGGUGGUCCGGUGCAGCAACAGGGGGCUGCACGCCCUCCCCAAAGGCAUUCCCAAGGACGUGACCGAACUGUACCUGGAAGGAAACCACUUAACAGCCGUGCCCAGGGAGCUGUCCGCCCUCCGACACCUGACACUUAUUGACCUGAGCAACAACAGCAUUGGCGUGCUGACCAACUACACCUUCAGUAACAUGUCUCACCUCUCCACCCUGAUCCUGAGCUACAACCAGCUGCGGUGCAUCCCCGUCCACGCCUUCGACGGGCUGCGGUCUCUCCGAGUGCUGACCCUCCACGGCAAUGACAUUUCCAGCGUUCCCGAAGGCUCCUUCAGCGACCUGACAUCUCUUUCCCAUCUGGCGCUGGGAACCAAUCCACUCCACUGUGACUGCAGUCUGCGCUGGCUGUCGGAGUGGGUGAAGGCGGGGUACAAGGAGCCUGGCAUCGCCCGCUGCAGUAGCCCCGAGCCCAUGGCCGACAGACUCCUGCUCACCACCCCCACCCACCGAUUCCAGUGCAAAGGGCCAGUGGACAUCAACCUUGUGGCCAAGUGCAAUGCCUGCCUCUCCAGCCCGUGCAAGAACAACGGGACUUGCAGCCAGGAUCCCGUGGAGCUCUACCGCUGCACCUGCCCCUAUGGCUACAAGGGCGGAGACUGCACUGUGCCCAUCAACACCUGCAUCCAGAAGCCCUGUCAGCACGGAGGCACCUGCCACCUGAGCGAGAGCCACAAGGAUGGGUUCAGCUGCUCCUGCCCUCUGGGCUUCGAGGGCCAGCGGUGUGAAAUCAAUCCAGAUGACUGUGAGGACAACGACUGUGAGAACAAUGCCACCUGUGUGGACGGGAUCAACAACUACGUGUGCGUCUGCCCUCCUAACUACACGGGUGAGCUGUGCGACGAGGUGAUUGACCACUGCCUGCCCGGGAUGAACCUCUGUCAGCAUGAAGCCAAGUGCAUCUCCCUGGACAAAGGAUUCAGGUGCGAAUGUCUCCCCGGCUACGGCGGGAAGCUCUGCGAGGUGGACAACGAUGAUUGCGUGGCCCACAGCUGCCGCCAUGGGGCCCAGUGCAUGGAUGCGGUCAACGGCUACACGUGCGUCUGCCCCCAGGGCUUCAGUGGGCUCCUCUGUGAGCAGCCCCCACCCAUGGUCCUGCUUCAGACCAGUCCCUGUGACCAGUACGAGUGCCAGAAUGGGGCCCAGUGCAUCGUGGUGCAGCAGGAGCCGACCUGUCGCUGCCCCCCGGGCUUCGCCGGCCCAAGGUGCGAGAAGCUCAUCACCGUCAACUUUGUGGGCAAAGACUCCUACGUGGAACUAGCCUCUGCCAAGGUCCGGCCCCAGGCCAACAUCUCCCUGCAGGUGGCCACGGACAAGGACAACGGCAUCCUUCUCUACAAGGGGGACAACGACCCCCUGGCGCUGGAGCUGUACCAGGGCCACGUGAGGCUCGUCUAUGACAGUCUGAGCUCCCCACCAACCACGGUGUACAGUGUGGAGACUGUGAAUGAUGGGCAGUUUCACAGCGUGGAGCUGGUGAUGCUAAACCAGACCCUGAACCUGGUGGUGGAUAAAGGAGCCCCCAAGAGCCUGGGAAAGCUCCAGAAGCAGCCGGCAGUAGGCAUCAACAGUCCCCUCUACCUCGGAGGCAUCCCCACCUCCACGGGCCUCUUGGCCCUGCGCCAGGGCACGGACCGGCCCCUGGGUGGCUUCCACGGCUGCAUCCACGAGGUGCGCAUCAACAACGAGCUGCAAGACUUCAAGGCCCUCCCGCCACAGUCCCUGGGAGUGUCACCGGGCUGCAAGUCCUGCACCGUGUGCAAGCACGGCCUGUGCCACUCCGUGGAGAAGGACAGCGUGGUGUGUGAGUGCCACCCAGGCUGGACGGGCCCACUGUGCGACCAGGAGGCCCGGGACCCCUGUCUGGGCCACAGCUGCAACCAUGGGAAAUGUGUAGCAACCGGGACCUCGUAUGUGUGCAAGUGUGCAGAAGGCUACGGCGGGGCCACGUGUGACCGCAAGAAUGACUCCAGCGCCUGCUCUGCCUUCAAGUGUCACCAGGGGCAGUGCCAUUCCUCAGAUCGAGGGGAGCCCUACUGCCUGUGCCAGCCUGGCUUCAGUGGGGAGCACUGCGAGCAAGAGAACCCGUGCCGGGGGGAGGUUGUCCGAGAGGUGAUCCACCGCCAGAAAGGUUACGCCUCGUGUGCCACGGCCUCCAGAGUGCCCAUCAUGGAGUGUCGUGGGGGCUGUGGGCCCCAGUGCUGCCAGCCCACCCGCAGCAAGCGGCGGAAAUACGUCUUCCAGUGCACCGACGGCUCCUCGUUCGUGGAAGAGGUGGAAAGACACCUAGAGUGUGGCUGCCGCCAGUGUUCCUAAGGCCGUUGGCCCGCCUGCCCCCCACCUCUCAGACUCCAGCUUCGUGGGGCUGGGACAGCCAUGUGGGACCCCCUCGAGAUUCGAGGUGAAGAAGUAGAAGCUGGAGAGGAAGCAGAAGAAGAGAAUAUUAAGUAUAUUGUAAAAUAAACAAAAAAUAGAACUUAUUUUUAUUAUGGAAAGUGACUAUUUUCAUCUUUUAUUAUAUAAAUAUAUCACACCGUCUGAGUAUAUGUACCAUAUAGUGAGUUAUUUUUACCAAGUCUUGUGUAUUUGUCACGUUUUUAUAAACAGCUGUUAAAAAUUUUAAGAAAAAAGACUAAUAAAAAUGUUUUAAAACAAAACGGUAAGAAUAAAGAAGUGCUAGCCUGUCCGAGGAGGAAGAAGGACGUUUUUAUGUUGAUGAAACAGUAUCGUGUCAGCAGAAACCAAGACCUGCUUACCGAGCUCAGGAAAAGGAAUGAUAAGAGGAAGAGAAGGAAAAGAUUUUUCUUUGUUUCUUCUUAUUUUUAAUGACUCUUUUUCUCUUCCCUAAAAGCACCCAGCUUUCAAGCCCUGGUUGCCGAAGCCCGUCCUUCCAGGAAAAGCCGCCGCAGCCCCGCUGCCUCCACCUCACAGUCGCCGCCCCCACCUGCCCCGGGCCGCCAGCGGGGUCUGAACCUACUGCAGACCCCUCUUUUCCCUCCGGGCUGGCCCUGCCUGCCACUACAGGGCUGUUCGAAACUCUGCCACAGGCUUCAUCUGAGCCUGCUUUGCCACAUUUUAAAACACCUCCUCUUUCCCUGCCCCUCUCCAGGUGAGUCAGUGGAAGAAGGGUCAAGGCCAUCUCCUCAGGCCCCAACCACCGGCACUUUCUCUCAAAGUUCUGACCCAUCCUCUUCCCUCCAGCCCAUUUCACACUGGAAUGCAGUACUAGGAGAGCAGGCAGCCAGGGCUGCAGAGAUGAGGAAGGCCAGGAACCCAGCCUGCCCAUAGCCCCGGUAGAAGUCCAACUCUGGAAAGUUCUGGGAGGAUCUUGCUAUAGGACAAACAAGCCUCUGCCACCUGAUCCUCCAGGCCACCCUCAUAAGUUGUCAUCACAACGCCUUGCUCAUCUGCAACACUUUCCAACGCAUAUCUGUACUGUACCUGAUUUUAUCCAUGUAAUCCAUGCUCCGUGCAAUCCCUGCUCCCAUAAGAAGGGUAAAGCCAGAUGGCCCCAUUUCACAGACAAGGAAACACGCUUCUCUCAAACUCUGUAUCUUGCCUUAAGCCACAUCUCUGAUUAAGUAGAAGAGUAAGACUCAAAGCUCUAGAUGCCUUUUCUAAAGAGCAGAAACGCAAGAGAUUCAGGUUGUUCAUAGGACAAGCCCUACCAGGAAAAGAAAGUAGAUGUUCUUUACUAUUUUUCCUGCUUGUGUUCAAGUCUUGUUCUGUUCCCCAGUAUCCAGAAAGCUUCUAGACAGAGUUACAUAGCAGGGAAUGUGAGCAAAGGCAGCCUGCCUGAGGGAGACUUGCCCCUGUCUCUCAGCUCCCCUCAGCCAAGUACAGAUGGCUCAGGGGCUCAGCUGCUCACACCAACUCCUUGUCUCUCACUCAUCCCUCCUUUCCCUGGGAGCCUCCCCUGUGGAAGUGUCAGGCAGGAAAAUGUGGGGCUCAGAGGACCUUCCAGCAUGGAGGUUCCCCAGAGGAGCCUAGUGGUUCUGUGAGGACCAACAGUGGGCUAAAGAUUCCAAGAAUCAAGAAGGAGGCAGAAAAGGAAGAUGGAAGAGCACAAGGCAAGGGGAAAAUGAGGGAAGGAGGAAGGGAAAGAAGGGAUAGGGAGGGAAGAACAUAAGGAAGAGCGGGAUGAAGAGAAGGAAGGAGGGAAAAGGAGGGAGAAAUAAAAUGGAAGAGUUUACUUAAAAAUGUGUGUACUAAUAUACAUUAUGUUCCAGGUACUUAGUGUACUUAUGGUGGAUGUGUUUCUAAUAUUAUUAACAGAUAGAUUCACUUAGUACUUACAUUAUACAUCAGAUACCAUUCUAAUUUAUAUAUAUUAGAUAUAUACAUAUAUUAAAUAUGUAUAUAUAUGUAUGUUUGUAUAUACAUAUAUAUACAUAUUUAAUUCUCAAAACCACCCUGUAGUAAAGACAUUAGUAACCCAUUUUACAGUUGAGAAAGUUGAGGCACAGAGGAGUUAAGGAAUUUGCACAAAAACAGAUGCCUAAUAAAUUAUAGAGCCAGAAUUUGGGCCCAGUUUGCCUAACUCCAGAAGUUACUCCUCAUGGGAAGGAAACAUCUGCCUUUGAGGAUCCUACAGUCCAGGGCAAAAACAAUCAUGGGACAACAGCUUUAUUAUAGGAGUCCCCUCAUGGCAGUAUAAACAAGGGAAGUCACUGUCCAGACUAGGAAAUCUCCAAUCCUGGGUCUUCAGGGAUGAACAGGAGUCUGCCGGGGCAGGGGUAAGAAAGGGAGUUGAACUUCCCAGGGAAUGGCCUGUUAAAAAGCAGUGAAACAGGGAAAAGACCCAGUAUGGGGAACACUCAAGAGGUCCAGGGUGGCAGGAGUGUGGGAUGCACAUUGGGGAGCAGAAAUCAAGGGGGGCAGACAUGAAGGCAAGGGUUCAACCAGUAAGAGCCAUGUAUGGCAGGCUAGAACACAGGGACCCUGCAGGGUUUUUAAGUAGGGGAAUAAUAGCAAGACAAGCUCUGAUUUAGGAAGAGAACUGGUGGCAAAGAUGACAAGGCUUCGAAGAGGAGAGAGCGCUCUGCCACCCAAAAAGGCUCUGGGGGCUUCCCAGUUGUUCACUUGAGUUUGUUGGAGCUAAACAAUGCCAAUUUCCAGAUAGGUCCCAAAAGUCUUUGUGGUAGCUCCGAAGUUCUCUCCUGAAAGGGGUCUUCCUGAGAUCUGUCCCAUACCCUUCCCCAUCCCUCGUGCCGUCAGCCCACCUCGCCCACACAGGUAAACCCUAGGCUUAUUCUACCGCCAACACUCCCAGCUAGCCACUCUCCACAUAACAGGAAGCCCACUCGGCCUACCAUCUUGAGAGCUGCGCAACCAGGGUCACGGACCUCUGGGAAGACUUGCCAGGCUACCAGCUUUCCCUUGGCCUCCCCCACAGAAUCCAAGGCCUGCCUCUGCCAACCAUGCCCUGUGCCCACUUCCGAACCCAGCUGCAAUCAGCCAGCACAGCCAAAAGGACCAGGUCCUUAAUGUAGCUUGAGGGUGAUUGUGAGCCUUCCCCUCAAUUUUGGAAGCCCUGACUUUAUGAAAUGCCUAAUGCAAGAUUAAGAAAAUUCUCCCCAAAAGGAAGUUUCUCUAACAAACGCAGAUUAAAACGCUCUUAUUUCAACAGCCAAAUUCUAGAAACAAAGUCUCCCAGGGCAGGAAGAGUUCAGUCAGGUAACUUGCAUGCUUCAAAGUAUGGGUCCAUGUUUGCGUGUGGGGACCGGCAUAUGUGAAAGGGGGCUUGGGCUCAGUUCCCCCUGAGCAGGAUUCAGGGGAAGGGAGAACCCCUUUGACUCAACCAAGGGACCCUAAAAUGGCUGAUGAGAUGAUGUAUUUAAAAGCUCUUUGUAAAGUGUAAACUAACAACCUUUAAUGUAAGCUGUUACGACUAUCGUUGUUGCCGUGACUGACAUGCCAACAGGCCCAUGUAGAAGAUGGCUUUGCCUUUUCAAUUUCAGAAGAGAACCUGAGUCUGAUACUUCAGAAAAAGGACGGGACAAGGAAAAGAGGGGCAAGGAAAGAGAGGGAGAUUUCCUAGGGCCAGAGAAAGAGGGGAAAUCCCCCAGAAUGACCCUUCAGAACCCAGGAGCAGCCAGGAGGGUGAUGGAGCUAACCUCGCUUUCCACCAGGUACAAAGCUACCAUCAGAUUGAACCCUAUGGCCAAGCAGCCACCCGUCGCCUUUGCUGGGAGGAGAAGCCCCUAGCCUAAGUGGACCUGCCCCUCAAAACUCACAGGGCCUCAGGUAUCAGAGCUGAAGGAACCUGAGAGAAUCCCUGGUGAGGGAUAAACCUGAGAAUCAGAGAAAGGGAGUGUCUAAACCAGAGACCAAGGUCAUCCAACAAAUUAACACCAGAGGCAGGAACAGACCCAGGGGUCUACCCAGGACAUCUUUCUUCCUGCUACUCCACUGUGAGCAUCCAGGAAGAGUGAAAGUUGAGACAGACCCUAUGAUACCUUCUAGGUGGCCAGAAAAGUAUCCCCCCCCCCUUCCCCCACAGUGCACUCGGAUGGCUGGGAAGCUGGGGCAGUGCCUGGUUUGGUGGCACUUACCCUUAUGUUCUAGUCAGGAUCAGACUGUGCUAAAGGAAACGCUUGGGGAAAGUGGGUGCAAGAUGCCAGUUAGCCAGAACAAGCAAAGACAGAAUUGGGCAUUUGGCAAAGCCUAUUUCUCUAACUCAACAAGAGGUUCUAAGAAAAAACUUCUAAGAUGGUUUUUAAAAGUGUUACAGUGCCACUUCACCAUUAUGGGAUAAAUAAUGUGCAUUUUUUGAUUCAACAGACUGUCAUUAUCUGAUAUCAUUAAAAUGAGUCACAGGAGAGCUAUCAGAUGUUCCUGUGAAUACCAUAAACUCAG
Molecule: messenger RNA, 9560 nt
Organism: Mirounga angustirostris (Northern elephant seal)
Lineage: Eukaryota; Metazoa; Chordata; Mammalia; Carnivora; Phocidae
Gene: SLIT3
Product: slit guidance ligand 3
Exons: 36
Coding region: 450-5018 (1522 amino acids)
Biological process (GO): axon guidance
Molecular function (GO): heparin binding; calcium ion binding; Roundabout binding
Source: RefSeq, a predicted model, not a curated record